GGAUCAAAAGUUCAAAACCUCUUUACUUCUUCCAAACCAAAGUACGGCCACCUCUCCACUUGUCAUCGUAACAGUUCUCUUGUCCUUCACAUCCAAACUCAAAGAACCUUCCUUUCCUCCUCCUUCUCCCCAUCUCCAAAAACAGCCAAAGUACCAAUCUUUCUAACACAGUUUGCUUCUUCUCCCAAAUAUACCCUUCUCAAACUCCACAAAAACAGAAACCCAGAAGCCAGAGCACUUGUUUAUUCGCUUUUGUGUCUUGUUUUUCCUGUUUUGCAGCAGCUAUGGCAUCUUCACCAUCACCUAAGAAAAACCCACCAACAGAAUCCGCCGUGGUGGUUCAAGUCCAACCCCCUUCCCCACGUUUACAUGUCACCACUCCAACAACUGGUGCUCAAAGAAGAAUAGGAAUUGCUGUUGAUCUCAGUGAUGAAAGUGCUUUUGCUGUCAAAUGGGCUGUUCAAAACUACUUACGUGCUGGUGAUGCAGUGAUCUUAGUCCAUGUUAGCCCCACAAAUGUUCUUUAUGGUGCUGAUUGGGGUUCGUUGCCAAUUAAAGAGAAUUACAAUCUAGAUGAUCAAAAUGAAGAGAAUCAGCAAAAGAUUGAAGAGGAUUUUAAUCUGUUUACAAGCACCAAAGCUAAUGAUAUAGCACAGCCUCUUGUUGAUGCAAACAUACCCUUUAAAAUUCAUAUUGUGAAGGAUCAUGAUAUGAAAGAAAGGCUUUGUUUGGAGGUUGAGAGGUUGGGGUUCAGUGCUGUGGUAAUGGGGAGUAGAGGGUUUGGUGCUUCAAGGAAGAGUAGUAAAGGGAGGUUAGGGAGUGUUAGUGAUUAUUGUGUUCAUCAUUGCGUUUGCCCUGUUAUUGUUGUGAGGUUUCCUGAUGAGAAAGAUGGUGGCGCUGGUGAGGAGUCAGAGAGGGACGGUGGGGCGACGUUGUGUACGGUGAUGGAGGAGGAGCAGGAAGAGCACGACAUGGAUGGUAAACAAUCAGCGAACAAGAGAGACAAAUGAUUGCAGAGGAAGAUAGUUGUGGUGGCCCAAAGAGACUGCUGACAUGGCUGCAGCUUCUUGAAAGGAUAGAUGAGAUGUUCCAUGCGUCCUGUUGGUUGCAUGAUCAUGUCUUUGAAAAAUGCUUGGUAGUACUGUUCUCUGUCAGCUUAAUACUCUACCUUUUGAAAUGUGCAGUUUACUUAAAUGUGUAGUUUGGAUGAUGGAUCGGUGAUGAUGAACUGUUCCUUUGGAGGUCUUAGUGUAAAUAGGUUGCCCUUUUUUGAUGGACUGGUGAAAUAUCUGCUAAGAACCUCAUCUACUUGUAUGCAUAUUUGGUUUUCUUUA
Molecule: messenger RNA, 1334 nt
Organism: Populus trichocarpa (black cottonwood)
Lineage: Eukaryota; Viridiplantae; Streptophyta; Magnoliopsida; Malpighiales; Salicaceae
Product: universal stress protein PHOS32
Exons: 3
Coding region: 285-1010 (241 amino acids)
Source: RefSeq, a predicted model, not a curated record